Molecule: messenger RNA, 444 nt
Organism: Pocillopora meandrina
Lineage: Eukaryota; Metazoa; Cnidaria; Anthozoa; Scleractinia; Pocilloporidae
Source: the annotation of a GenBank genome assembly
AUGGCUUUUCUCCCCACUGAGAACACCAAGAGUACCUUGUUAGAUAAAGCAGCAUGUGUGCCCGCGGAAGUGCAGCUUCUCUUACAAGAUCCUAUGACACAUGCAGGUUUAAAAGAACCUAUGGUGAUGAAAGAGUAUAAAUUGACCGAUCAAUUGAGACAGAUUCCUAUGUCUGCCGGUCUGGGAGCGCCCCCUCCUGAGGAGCAUAUGUUAGAUUCGAUACGAGAUGGUCUCAUUAAAGAACUGAUUCGUUCUACAAAUACCAAAGGCCAACCUAUCACACCUCAGAUGAAGCAAGAACCAAAGGAGGAACCUGUCACACCAGCCAAACCAAGCACUUCUAAGAAACCCAAUUCUUGGAAAAGUUUAAAGGGUUUACCCUCGUCACCUAUCCUUACCGGAAAACACUUGUUACCUUCUACACCUCUACAACCUUCUACUUCA